This is a messenger RNA of Molossus molossus (Pallas's mastiff bat), 1181 nucleotides long. It is a transcript of the gene POLR2E, whose product is annotated as RNA polymerase II, I and III subunit E. NCBI's taxonomy places the organism in Eukaryota, Metazoa, Chordata, Mammalia, Chiroptera, Molossidae. Gene Ontology annotation, cellular component: RNA polymerase I complex; RNA polymerase II, core complex; RNA polymerase III complex. The transcript is spliced from 7 exons. Gene Ontology annotation, molecular function: DNA-directed RNA polymerase activity; DNA binding. The coding region runs from base 55 to 687 and encodes 210 amino acids. Gene Ontology annotation, biological process: DNA-templated transcription. The record is from RefSeq and is a predicted model, not a curated record.
CAGUAGCGCGGGUCCUGCCGGGCACAGGCGCAGUGAGUGCGAGCGGCGGCAGGCAUGGACGACGAGGAGGAAACGUACCGGCUGUGGAAGAUUCGCAAGACCAUUAUGCAGUUGUGCCAUGACCGAGGCUACCUAGUAACUCAGGAUGAACUGGACCAGACACUGGAGGAGUUCAAGGCCCAGUUUGGGGACAAGCCAAGUGAAGGGCGGCCACGGCGCACUGACCUCACAGUGCUGGUGGCCCACAAUGAUGACCCCACUGACCAGAUGUUUGUCUUUUUCCCAGAGGAGCCCAAGGUGGGGAUCAAGACCAUCAAGGUGUACUGUCAACGCAUGCAGGAGGAAAACAUCACCCGAGCCCUCAUCGUAGUACAGCAGGGCAUGACACCUUCUGCCAAGCAGUCCCUGGUUGACAUGGCCCCCAAGUACAUCCUGGAGCAGUUUCUGCAGCAGGAGCUGCUCAUCAACAUCACAGAACACGAGGCUUUUCUGCCCCUCUCAGCCAGCCCAGCAUGGCUUUUUUUCCUUACUGGGCUUCCCAGCAAACUCCGAGAAAACCAGCUGCCCAGGAUCCAGGCUGGAGACCCUGUGGCACGCUACUUUGGAAUAAAGCGAGGGCAGGUAGUGAAGAUCAUCCGGCCCAGCGAAACCGCAGGCAGGUACAUCACCUACCGGCUGGUACAGUAGCCACCCUACCAUCUGGCAGCCCCCUGGGAGACAGACUAAUGGACUGUGACCACCUUACCCAGGCAGUUGGCCUGCCUAUGGCCUGCCCUACAGGAAUCUCAACCCUGGAAACCUACCUGCUGCUUCUGUGGAACCCAAAGCAGGCUGCAUGUUUGCUUUCCCUGGGCUGAAGGUCCUUGUGGCCUCACCUGGACAUUGAGCCCCACCUGGGGUUCCAUGUAAUGGUUCCUUAGGAGGGAACAAGAUGCUGAGGGGAGGCCAGUGACCAAGACAGUCCUAGGUACUUUCCCCCUGGGAACCCCAAGCUGGCUCUCCACAAAUUGGACCUGGGUUUGAGUUCUCUGGUCAGCCCCUCAUAGUGGCCCUGUCCUUGACUGCCUGAGCACUCUGAGGGCAGCAGGUAGGGAUAUUAAAACGCAUAUAUUUUGAGUUGGUGUUGAAUGCUGGAUGUUUUAAAAUGAAAGAUAUUUUGUUUUUGUUUUUGUUUUUAUCCU